Darwinula stevensoni is the source of this 2056-nucleotide messenger RNA. NCBI's taxonomy places the organism in Eukaryota, Metazoa, Arthropoda, Ostracoda, Podocopida, Darwinulidae. The record is from the annotation of a GenBank genome assembly.
GCCUCGAUGUACCUUCCUCCUGUUCCCUCCAUGUUCACGCUCGCCUCAUUCCACCUCGUGACUUGGUCUCUAUUCGUUUGGAUCAUCUCGGUGCGGAAGAAUGCUGCUGCAGAUCCCGCAGUUGAAGGACGGAGAGUACACUCGGACCAUCUACAGCCUCAUCAAGGAGCAGCGAUAUAAUGAGGCCUGCCAGAUCCUCUCCUACAUCUUGGAGACUAAUUCGAGCUCUCGGGCCGCCCUGUCCCUCCUGGCCUACUGCUACUUCUACAUGCAAGACUUCGUGCAUGCGGCCAACUGUUACGAGCAAUUGACCAUUCUCUACCCCGAGAUGGAGGAAUACCGGCUCUACUACGCCCAGGCUCUCUAUCAGGCCAGUCUCUACGACGAGGCCUACAAGGUCACCUGCCAGAUCGAGGACCCGGAGUAUCAGGGCAAGAUCACCAAGUUGCAGGCAGCCAUCAAAUAUGGGGAAGAGGACCUGGCCGGCGCCAAGAGUCUCGUGGAUCAGUGCCCCUCCGAUGAUCCAGACACCGAAAUCAAUCACGGCUGCCUCUUGUAUAAGGAGGGCCGCUACGAGGAAGCAUUGGGAAGAUUCAACUUGGCCAUGCAGGUAUCCGGCUACAUUCCCCAUCUCGCCUACAAUGUCGCCCUCUGCCACUAUCGCCUCAAACAAGUUGCUCCUGCCCUCAAGCAUAUUGCGGAGGUAAUCGAGCGAGGAAUCCGGGAACACCCAGAACUGGGAGUGGGAAUGGGAACGGAGGGAGUGGCGGAGAGGUCGGUGGGGAACACCCUUACCCUCCACCACACGGCGCUCAUCGAGGCCUUCAAUCUCAAGGCUGCCAUCGAAUAUAACCUCAAGAAUAGUGACUCCGCCCGCGAGUGCCUGACGGACAUGCCCCCCCGACUGGAGGAGGAACUGGACGCGGUGACCCUCCACAACCAGGCGCUGUUGAACAUGGACGGGAAGCCCAGCGAGGGGUUCCAGAAGCUCACGUUCCUCCUGCAGCAGAACCCCUUCCCCCCGGAGACCUUCGGGAAUCUCCUCCUGCUGUAUUGCAAGUACGAAUAUUACGACCUGGCCGCCGAUGUCCUCGCCGAGAACGCCCACCUCACCUACAAAUACCUCACUCCCUACUUGUACGACUUCCUGGACGCGCUGAUCACGCAGCAGACAUCGCCCGAGGAGGCCUUCCGGAAGUUCGACGAGAUGGGAUCGCGCCACACGGAGUCCCUGCGGCGCCUCACCAAGCAGGUCCAAGAGGCCCGGCACAACCACGACGAAGACGCCGUCAAGAAGGCCGUCAACGAAUACGAGGAGACACUCGACAGGUACAUCCCGGUCUUGAUGGCCCAGGCCAAGAUCUACUGGAACCUGGAGAACUACGCCCAGGUGGAGAAGAUUUUCCGGAAAUCCGUCGAGUUCUGCAACGACGUGGACGUGUGGAAGCUGAACGUGGCCCACGUCCUCUUCAUGCAAGAAAACAAGUUCAAGGAAGCCACCGGCUUCUACGAGCCCAUCGUCAAAAAACACUACGACAACAUUCUGGGAGUGAGUGCAAUCGUGCUGGCGAACCUGUGCGUGUCGUACAUCAUGACGUCCCAGACGGACGAGGCCGAGGAGCUGAUGAAGAAGAUCGAGAAGGAGGAGGACCACGUGUCCCUGGAGGACCCCGACAAGAAGGUCUACCACCUCUGCAUCGUCAACCUCGUCAUCGGGACCUUGUACUGUGCAAAGGGGAACUACGAAUUCGGGAUAUCCAGAGUCAUCAAGAGCCUCGAGCCAUACAAUAAGAAGCUGGGCACGGACACAUGGUUCUACGCCAAGCGUUGUUUCCUGUCACUGAUGGAAAACCUAGCAAAGCACGUGAUCAGCGUGAGGGACUCCGUGCUGCAGGAGUGCAUCCAGUUCCUGGAGCACUGCGAAGCGUAUGGUGGGAACGUGAAGGCGUUGAUCGAGCAGCCUCUGGAAGAGGCCUUGAUGCAUCCGGGUCAGAACACGGUGACUUACGAGGCGAGGCUCCUCAAAGCCCUUCUCCUUCAACUCCAAGUCUGCUGA